GAGUGCCCGAUCAAUGAGAUCGAUGUUGACGAGGAGGUGAAGACGAACGAGCAGUGUGCGAAAAUUCUUUCUGACCUAACAGACUGGAAUUGGAUUUUUGGCAAAACUCCGAAGUUCUGGUUUGAAAACGGUCAUACAAAACAUACUCGGCAUGCACGAGCUGUGGCUGUCCGUCCGUUGAGCGUCGUAGAGACGCCUUUUCGACGGAAUGUCGUCACUCAGAAACGCUUCUACGCAGCUGCUGAGCGUCAUGAAUUCCAGGCGGAAACAAAAAAUCUAAUGGACAUUGUGGCGAAAUCCUUAUACUCUAACAGCGAG
Molecule: messenger RNA, 318 nt
Organism: Ostertagia ostertagi
Lineage: Eukaryota; Metazoa; Nematoda; Chromadorea; Rhabditida; Trichostrongylidae
Source: the annotation of a GenBank genome assembly